Seminavis robusta is the source of this 1872-nucleotide messenger RNA. The record is from the annotation of a GenBank genome assembly. NCBI's taxonomy places the organism in Eukaryota, Bacillariophyta, Bacillariophyceae, Naviculales, Naviculaceae.
AUGAUAGCCUUUAACGCAUCCAUACAAGAUGAUACUAACACUGGGCUAUUCCCUUUAGUACAUAACACCGAGGCUGUGUUGUUUUUAUGGGCGGCGGCCUUCGCUUGCUUGACUCUACUCGUCAACAAUGUCGUCAUUGGAUGUUUUGAGAAGCUGCGGCUUCAGCUGCUUCCUUUCAAGGGAAGCAAUGCGCUUUCGAUCGAGAAGAUCCAUGACACAAUUUGUCCUAGGCGCAGGGCCCGUUUCUUCAAGUGUGUGAAGCGAUGUGAACGUCGCAAGUCCCAACAAGAGAAACAAAACAGCCAAGGCUGCGACAACACCAACAACAAAGCUGAAUGGAACUGUCCUUUUGAGUGCUCUUUCGUCAAGAUCCGCAUGCCCGCACCUCUACCGUUCCGCAAGAAAAGAAGAUCCAAGGCCACAAGAGACUUUCAACCACAGACUGAAGUGAGAGCCACUCCGCACCCACCAGCUGAAGAGAUUCCUGCUAGUGAGGUUCACGCGGGUGCGGUGGUCACUUCUUCUGGCAAAUCCGCUCGCCGUCGCCGUCGCAAGCGUUUGGCGACUGACUCUUCUACCGAAACAGAGGCGUCGGCUAGCACUUGCAGCAGCGGGGCCGCCUUGACGAUUCCUUCGCUACCGGUCUCGUCUACAUUGGUGAUUGAUCUAGCCAUGAUGCAAAAUUGGCCACAGUUGUUGGUCAACCUGAAGGCCGAUCGCCGAGGCGCGCGGCACAGGGACGCCGAUGGACUAUAUCCCCUUCAUUGGGCCGUAUCGGGGGCGCCUCCGCUGUACAUUGUUGAAGCAUUGCUGAGGGCCUAUCCAGGAGCCGUCAAGAAGGUUGAUUCCGAAGGAUCAAACGCUUUGCACUUUGUCAGCCACUACGGCGGAUCUGUGGCCGCGAUGGAGCUUCUCUUGAACGCAUAUCCCAAGGCGAUCAGUGUCAAGGACAAGUAUGGGCGUUCGCCUUUGUAUCAUGCGGUUGACAAAGCGGCCAAGAUUGAUGUUUUGGAGGUACUGGCCAAAGCUGACCCCGCCAUGGUCUCAUCCCCUUGUAGGCCCAAGAACUACAAGCAACUUGAGCAAGAGGGGAAGUCAUGGAGUUACUUGACCCCACUGUACCUCGCGUGGGCCAAUGUCCUUACAAACAGGCAAAGUGCAGGAAGUUUAACGGGGAAGAUCUUCGACAAGGCGCGCCUCCUGUUGGAGAUUGCUUAUCGCCACAGACACGGAUUGGCAUCCACAGACCACACAACCAUGGUCCCUCUCGUUGCGGCGAUCAUAACCUUGGACGGUUUUCUACCCAAAGAGCUGGCGGAAAUGGUGAUUCGGAAGGCUUCAGAAAACGAUCUUCUCGAGCUGGACCCCGUUUCAGGCAGGAAUCCUUUGGCUCUGACGGCUGGCAUGACAAACAUACCUCCGCAACGGGCAGCCAGGCUGAUUCGGUGGCUGGUGGAAGCCUGCCCCAAGGCAGCCACAGAGACAGAUCGAGAGGGCAGAACGGCUUUGGGUCACGCGGCUGCGUCAGGCAAGGCAUGGGAAGAGGGGUUGGAAACUCUGUUCUGCGCGGCUCCCGAGACGCUGGGAUGGGUUGACAGGAAAACAGGUCUGCCGCCGCCGUUGGUUGCUGCGACGGCGCCCCCAUCGAAUCAAAACAUUGCAGCUGAGGUUGUAAUGUCGGCCGACCCAUACAAUUUAAUUGGUGUGAAAUCCCUGUCCCUGAGGAGGAGGGCGUCAGAGCAGCCCCCAGAAAGAGACCCAAACGACGUGAGCGGGGCCAAAAGCAACGAACUCGCAAAUCCUGACGCGGCGAAUUUGUCGGCCAUCUAUCAGUUGAUGUCGAAAGAUCCAAUGUGGAUUGUACGGGCAUAG